Messenger RNA from Pogoniulus pusillus (Red-fronted tinkerbird), 2270 nucleotides. It is a transcript of the gene NINJ1, whose product is annotated as ninjurin 1. The transcript has 4 exons. The coding region runs from base 411 to 872 and encodes 153 amino acids. Gene Ontology annotation, cellular component: membrane. Gene Ontology annotation, biological process: cell adhesion; tissue regeneration. The record is from RefSeq and is a predicted model, not a curated record. NCBI's taxonomy places the organism in Eukaryota, Metazoa, Chordata, Aves, Piciformes, Lybiidae.
AUCGGGUCUCAAAGCCACGGGGGCGGUGCGCGGCAGCCGCCCAGGUGCCCCCGGCACGCCCUGCCAGCUCUCGGCAGCAGCUGCGGGAGCUCCCCUGCAGCGCCGCCGGCCCGCGCCUCUCGCUGCGCGCAACCCUUCCUGCCCCGGCGUGCUGCGCUGCCAGCCUGGGACCUCUCGGGGGCGGGCGGGAAAGGCGGCCCCGGGGGUGGUGUGUGCGAGCAGAGGGAGGGACGGGCCCGGCGAGCCCGCGCCAGCUCAGGCAGCGGCCGCCGAGCUGUGAACUUUCUCCUUGGUGCCCGGCGGCCGUCCCUGCCCCUGAUCCGCAGAGCCGGGCCCCGGGCGGCGAGAAAGGAUUCCCCGCGGGCAGCCGGGGCUGGGCCCGAGGCCACGCCGGCCUCCCCUGCGCCGCGAUGGACUCCGGCAGCGAGACUCAUGAGCUCAACGGGCGGGCGGAGGGCGACGAGCCGGUGGUCGUGGAGCGGCAGAGAAGAUCACGGUGGUUUCAGAGUGGUGGCCCCAUGAACAUCAACCACUAUGCAAACAAGAAGAGCGCUGCGGAGAGCAUGUUGGACAUUGCCCUGCUGAUGGCAAAUGCAUCCCAGCUGAAAGCUGUGAUGGAGCAAGGACCUUCCUUUUCCUUCUACGUCCCACUUAUUGUUCUUAUCAGCCUGUCCCUCACACUGCAAAUCCUGGUGGGAGUGCUCCUGAUCUUCCUUGUAAAAUAUGACCUCAACAACCCUGCAAAGCAUGGAAAGCUGGAUUUCCUCAACAACCUGACAACUGGACUAGUGUUCAUUAUCGUAGUUGUGAACAUUUUUAUCACUGCCUUUGGAGUGCAGAAGCCAGUUGCUGAGUCAACCUCGAGUCAGUAAGGACAAGAGACCGAAGCAUUCAUUCAAGAUGCCAUUUGCACUGGAGCCAGCUAUAAUUUGACACAGGGAGGAAAAAAAAAUCAUCUGAAGAAGCUGGACAGACUGAGCAAAACUCAGGUUUCCAACAACCAACACAUUUGUGUACCUAAACCUUUUCUAUGUGUUAGUGUUUGAACUGUUUGGCAUCUAAGGCAAGGCUGGGUUUGGCUCCAGGACACCUGUUUCCUGGAAUAGUACAUUUCAAUUUCUGUAGAAACGAAGAAUUUCUCAGAAAAGUAGCAUAAGCUACUCAAACAAAGUAUUAUCAACUGGUGGCACUUCACAGGGCUUCCCAUUUCCUGUGCCUUUUGGGUUUGUGGCCAUUUGGCCUUUCCAGUGUGGUGAGAAGUGUCAGGCUGUGUUCUGGCACGGGCACCAUGUCCUCUGCUUCGCUUGCUUGGCACCAGGGCACUGUGCCCCAUAGCACAGGAGUACUCUUCCUUUGCAGUGUGCAAACAGCUGUGCCUUGGAUUCUGCUGUGUUCCCCUCCAGCUAAAGCAACGAGACAAGCAGAAGCAGCACACUGCCUCUUGUGCAGUGCUGUUCACAGGCACUCCCGUGUCCUGUCUCUUUGCCUCUGGACCACACCUAACAUUUCCUGUCCAUACACACACAAACAACCCAACUGCUAAGAGGCUGGCACUCAGAACUGCUGUGCCUUGUGUUCUGUGCACUGUGGACGCCUGCAAACCCUGUUGGAAACAUGACCUGUUCUGGGUGCAACUGGAAAACUCAAGGGCACAGGGUGGACCUUCCUAGCUGUGCUGGUACUGCCUGCCUGGCAGCAAUCCAAGUGGCACAUGGAAAGAAGGUUUUGCCUCUGAAACUUUGCUUUUUCUGAAGGUUGAUGGCUGCAGUUGUGUUACUCCUGUGAGUUUAUGGCUGGAAAAGUAACUGAUUGUUGCAGUUUUAUUUUGAGAUAUGUAUAGAGAUAUAAAUACCUUCUAGGUUCUUACCUGCUGGCUCAGGGACUGACACUUUUUCUAAGCACACUAUUGCUAGUGCUGGUGAAGGCUGUAAAAACACCUACACCAAAAACAUUUCAGUCAGUUUAUGUCCAAAGCAGCACUUCUGCAGCCAGGAAAAAAAAAAUGCUCAUUUUCUGGAUUGUACUUACUUGUAGAAGCAGAUUUGUACUAAUGCAUUUCCUUACCAGUAAGUUUUAAAUGCUUCCUUGCACAUAUAUGCACAUAUGACCUUGUCUUCCAGUGUCUGCUCUCAUUUACAGUGUGCAUCAAUCCUGUUUCUGUUAUGUCUCAAGGCCCAUUGAUGUACCAUGGCUUCAUUUACAUCUUCUGUAAGGAACCAAAGCAGGAACUUGUGUGCUUGGUAAUGGAAUAGACAGUCUUGUUUCUUUUC